UUUUGUUAAAUGGUAUACUGUAUGUUAAUGCAGAGUUUACACAGAUGCAGGAAACAAACCAUUGUAUACAGUUCUGCUGCCCUCUUUUGGGCAAUACCAAAAGUAUAUCGAGUGGUACAUACAUAGGAACUAAUGCUGCACAGUGUUACACAUUUCUUCUGGUUUAUUCUUCAUAAAAUACAAAUAUGUAUUAGGUCAGAUUUAGAUGCGAAGAAGUUUCUGGUCUGUGUGAAAAUGUAGGGUGUACCAUUAUAUUAAAUCAAUAAUACAUUCAAUCGUUACACUUGACUGUCGUAACUAACAUUGGCAUUGUAUUUCUUAACCUCUCUAGAAGACUGAUUUUAGGUCUUGAGCGGUUCUUCCUCCUUAUUGUGUGAUGCCUCGUUCUUUCUUGGUAAAGCGGGGAGGGCUUCACUACCUUGUAAAAAAGACGGGGGCCUGGGACACACCCCUGGAGUUCUCCACACCAGGAAGUCCCGAUGGUAGCACAGUGCCCAUCGCUUUGCUGCAGCAGCCUGCAGACAGCCACUCUAAAGGAAGUGACCUUCAGCCAUUCAGCCCCAUAAUUUAUGACCGUAGAUCUGCUCAGUCCUGCAGUCCUUUUAGUCCUGUGGAGAAAGUCGAGUCUUGCCCUCACACACCAGCGGUCUGGUCCAGGCCUCAUGUACGCUCAGGAUAUCCAGACAAACUGUCUGUGGGACUGGGAUGUUUGACCCAGCACCCUCACAUCCUGAGGGAGUGCUUGAAGAUCAGUGCCGGGAGACAAGCGUGUCCAAUCUGUAGCAAAAUAUUAUCAUGUCUGUCAAGUUUGAAGACUCACAUAUGCAAGAGUCAUGGCAGCAGCUCAUCAGCACACAUCAAGUCCAGCAGGACAGAUAGUGAGCGGUUACCAUGCAGGGGCAAGGAGAGGACGUUUGGCUGUACAGUGUGUGGGAAAGUGUUCAAGCGCUCCUCCACCCUCUCCACUCACCUCCUCAUACAUUCAGACAUCCGGCCGUACCCCUGCCAGUACUGCGGCAAAAGGUUCCACCAGAAGUCCGACAUGAAGAAACACACCUUCAUACACACCGGUGAGAAGCCCCAUGUGUGUCAGAUAUGUGGGAAGGCCUUCAGCCAGAGCUCCAACCUCAUCACCCACAGCCGUAAACACAGGGACGAGCGGCCCUACCGCUGUCCUCGCUGCCUCUACGGCUUCCAGCACAAAGUGGACCUCCGGCAGCACCAGGAGCACCACUGCAACUACCGCUGACCCUGACCCAUCCUCAGCCUUUUUUUUUAACGAAACCAGCGACAUCACAUUCAGGACAGAAAACGUACAACUCUUUUCCAGAAAAAAAAACUACUCUGAGUUUCUCUCAUAUUAAAUACAGUGUUUACUUUUGAAUUAUGUUUAUUUAGUUUUGGCAAAUAACACAGCAGGGUUUUCAUUCAUCAUUUACUUAAUUUUUUCUUGUGAUGAACAGCUUUUAAAAAGGCUUUAAUAGUCCCUUUUUUCUUUGUACCAAUGAGCUCUGGCAACAACAUCAUUUGAGUAGUCUCCAUGUGUUGUGUAGUAAUCCACAGCUUUAUAGUUCUUGACUUUACCAUCCCCUACAUUGUAGGCUGCAAACAAACGUAAUUAAAAGUUUGAACAGAGUUGGUGCACUACGGUCUACUGAUUCAGUAAAACAAACCUUUCAGCUGCUGCUCCCUGCUCCAGUUAGGAAAUUUGUUCUGGAUUAUUUUAAUAAAAUCAACCAAUAUUUCGGUGGCCUGGCUGAGGUGUUCCUCGCUGUCCCAAUCACCCUCUGGAUCGUGUGCACCUCCAUCUGGAUUAACAUCAACCUAUAGAAAUGGGAUAAAACACAUGUUGUUUUGCCACUGUGUUGAUUUUAGAACUGUACUUUUUCAUUCUGUCUGCAUCAGCCUGUGCCAUGUCACGUGAUACAGACCUUCCACCUAAUGGAUAUCAAACCAAGAACAGGAAUUUGGCCUUUUUGCAACAAACUUUCAUCUAUCAUUGUCAAAAUAUUGAAGUAGUUGUACUGUAGAUAUCAAAUCAGCUCCUGUGUUUCUACACUGCAGAGUGUACCUUUGCUGUCGUUCCCAUAAUCCGCUCGAGCUGUUUCCCUUGAGGCACCAUCUGUUUCAACUCUCAUGAUGUCGCCAUUCCCUCCAAAUAUGUAGCCUAUUACUGCAGAUUAGUUUUCAUUAACACACCUAGAAAGCAUGAGGAGCUCAGGAAAAUGUACUGAUAGAAAACAGACAACAUGGAAUCAAAAAGGAUCUUGAGUAAAGGUAUGUUUUAAAUUUGAAUCUCAGCCUACACGUAGCGCAGCAAAAUAUAUAAUGUAUGUAGACUGUUAUUUGUCUCAUCAGCAGAAGAGUAAAACAAAACAAGCUCUUACCAUU
This is a messenger RNA of Gymnodraco acuticeps, 2391 nucleotides long. RefSeq names its product zinc finger protein Gfi-1b-like. NCBI's taxonomy places the organism in Eukaryota, Metazoa, Chordata, Actinopteri, Perciformes, Bathydraconidae. The coding region runs from base 377 to 1249 and encodes 290 amino acids. The transcript is spliced from 5 exons. Gene Ontology annotation, molecular function: RNA polymerase II cis-regulatory region sequence-specific DNA binding; DNA-binding transcription factor activity, RNA polymerase II-specific. The record is from RefSeq and is a predicted model, not a curated record. Gene Ontology annotation, biological process: regulation of DNA-templated transcription.